Bactrocera oleae (olive fruit fly) is the source of this 1256-nucleotide messenger RNA. RefSeq lists its product as uncharacterized. NCBI's taxonomy places the organism in Eukaryota, Metazoa, Arthropoda, Insecta, Diptera, Tephritidae. The record is from RefSeq and is a predicted model, not a curated record.
AACGCAAUUUUUGAAAAUAUUACAUCUUGUAGCAACCUUUGAAAAAAUGGGUUCUUUCAACUCAUUUGUAAUAAUCUUAAAAAGAAAAUAUUUAAAAAAAUCUAUUCUUUAAAGCUUAAUUUCACUUUAUUCUAAAUUUAAGGCAACAAAAAAAAAAAAAAAUUAAAACUUUAUAAAACUACUAAAUUCUAAAUUCACUAAUUAAUUUGACACACACUUAAGGGUUUUCCAUACGUGCAACAAAUAUUCGCUAUGCUAAGUUUAAAAACGCUUGCUUUGGCGCUGACCUCAUCGAAAAUAUCGCUAAUCUGCGCACAACGUCUUACUUCCACCGAUGCACCUGAGUUAGUACUGGGCUGCCGCCCACCACCUGCCAAGAAAUCGGAUAAACAUCCUGCGCGCGAUCUUUGCAAAUUCAUUGAGCCGCGGUGUGCCGAAGAGAAAAUGAAAGAUGUCACAUGUAAAAAACGUGAGUUCCCACCACACUUCAACAUCGAGGAAUGCUGUCCGCCCUGCAGAGAUGUUUUACCGCGUUUCGACGAUCUCUACUAUCAGCCGUCAGACAAAGAGAAACGUAAAUACCAGCAAACCUGGUCCGAGUGUCCGCGCUUGUUUAUUAUACCGCGAAAAAUCUGCUGCACCGAACAUGUCGAUGUACCAAAGAUGGAGAAGCGAGUGUUCAAACGUGAUGAAGAUCAAUUCAAUAAUUUCACCGUCAAAACAUGUAGAAAUAAUUCACAAUCGCGUUGCGCCAAAAUUACAUGGCCCGGUUGCCGCAUGGGCAGAGUACCGCCCAAAUGUUUUGUCAUUAAACAUAGUAGCGGCUGCUUGAAGGUAUGCACACCCUACCCGAGCUAUUCGGAGUGCAAACGUCCGAAACCGAAAUCCUUGCCACCGGUCGAAUGCGCUUGCCUUAAGGCUGGACCGUGCAUCCACAAUUGAUUGUCACAGUGCUGGACGUUGCGUCCUUAACUAAACUACAUGUGUAUAGUUGAUUGUAACUUAUAUUGAUGCUGAUUUGUGUAGGAGCGUCAUUAAGCAAUGAACUUAAAAUUCAAGCAACUAAGUGCAAUCAAUCCUGCAUCUUAUUCAAUGUAAGUGAGGAAAUCAACACUGAAGCUGUGCUGGAUUGAAAGCGCUUUUUUGCUUUCGAAUGAAGUUCAAAACUUGAUCUCUUUUCGGUGAUUUCGGCUAUUAAAAGCUGUGAUAGUGUAAAAAUUCUACUUGAUGAUAAAAUAAAAUUUUCGUAUUUGGUA